AUGCCUUGCACAGAGCUAAGACCAUACGGCGUGGGGAAGGUCGCUCCUGGGGACAGCAGAUCCUUUGGCCGUGCUGCUGCCUCGUCCGAGUCCCCGCCGCCGCCGCGGCUGGGCUGGGCUGGCCUCAGGCCUGGUGCCGUGUGUCUCCCCAGGAUCGAGAGCUACUCGUGCAAGAUGGCUGGCGAUGACAAGCACAUGUUCAAGCAGUUCUGCCAGGAGGGCCAGCCGCACGUCCUGGAGGCCCUGUCGCCUCCUCAGACCACGGGGAUCAGCCCCAGCAGGCUCAGUAAAAGUCAGAGCGGUGAUGAGGAGGGACCCCUGAGCGACAAGUGCAGCCGCAAGACCCUCUUCUACCUGAUAGCAACGCUCAACGAGUCCUUCCGCCCAGACUACGACUUCAGCGCUGCCAAGAGCCACGAGUUCAGCCGGGAGCCAAGCCUCAACUGGGUGGUGAACGCUGGCAACUGCAGCCUCUUUUCUGCCGUUCGGGAAGAUUUCAACGCCCUGAAGCCACAUCUGUGGGAUGCUGUCGACGAGGAGAUCUGUCUUUCAGAGUGUGACAUCUACAG
Messenger RNA from Pygoscelis adeliae (Adelie penguin), 569 nucleotides. It is a transcript of the gene MAF1, whose product is annotated as MAF1 homolog (S. cerevisiae). Gene Ontology annotation, cellular component: nucleus. Gene Ontology annotation, molecular function: RNA polymerase III core binding. Gene Ontology annotation, biological process: negative regulation of transcription by RNA polymerase III. The transcript is spliced from 3 exons. The annotation marks the transcript as partial. Lineage: Eukaryota; Metazoa; Chordata; Aves; Sphenisciformes; Spheniscidae. The record is from RefSeq and is a predicted model, not a curated record.